AUGGCGACUUGUUGUAUAGUUGGCUGUGAUAACAAAGUGGAAAGACGUGGGAAAGUUAAAUGUUACAAUAUUCCCACUGCUUGGAGCUCACGGCAGUUUAAUGUGAGGCGGCGUAAGCUGUGGCUGGAGGCGAUAGAGAGGGCGAACGGGACCACGGAGGGACUGCGGGAGGAUGCCGUGGUCUGCAGCGAGCAUUUCGUCUCAGGGCAAAUAUCCCUUGAUGUAUCAGACCGAGAUUUUGUCCCAUCUGUCUUUCCAAAAGAACACUUGGAAACGUCAAGAAGACGAACACUGAGACCACGCUCGGGAGGGCUUUCUGAAACCCCCAAAGUGACGCCAAAGAAAAGACCAGUUCGAAGUGCCCGUCUUGAGAACGCAAACCACUCCAACCAUGUUUUACCUGAAAACAAUUACUGUGAACCUUUGGAGGGUGAGGAGGUAUUGGAGGAGGAAGAGGUGACAAGCCAACCGCUGGUGAAGGAAGAUGCAACUCUGCCACCUGAAGAAGAGGAGGGAGGAAAAGAAGAGGGAGGAAAAGAAGAGGGAGGAAAAGAAGAGGGAGGAAAAGAAGAGGGAGGAAAAGAAGAGGGAGAAAAAGAAGAGGGAGGAAAAGAAGAGGAAGAAAAAGUGACCACUCAGCCACUCAGUAGUGAAAAAAUAAAAGAAUUUGUAAACUUGAAAAUUGCCAAGUUGGAAAUCAAAUCCCUGAUUGAUUCUCUUGGGCGUUUUCAAUGCGAUGUGUGCGAUGGCAAAUUCCCCUCUAUCUCCGCUCUGGUUAAGCACAAGCGACUACACGAGGAAGAAUGGUCUGAGGGAGAAGGGUCUGAGGAAGAAUGGUCUGACGGAGAAUGGUUUGAGGAAGAAGGGUCUGAGGAAGAAGGGUCUGAGGAAGAGGAGAUUGCGCCCACAGUGUCUGAGUUUUUGAUUAAGAAUGAAUACACUGAUGAACUACUGUCAGCCCCAGUGUCAGCAAAGGUUGAAUUUCAGUGCAACGUAUGCCAUCGAUUCUUCCCCACCACCCAGAGCUUAAAGCGACACAAAAUUCUGCACGUUCGAGACCCCAGAAAGUGCAGACAGUGUGGUACGAUGUUUUGUAAGAGGCAUAACCAUGUGAUCGAGCACCCGCAGAUCUCCACAGAAACUAAGUUCCAAGAAGCUGGAAUCGAGGGAGAUUCUAGUUCAAUGAGUGAAACCGACAGCUCCAGUGACAAUAUGGAUGAGGAUUUGAAACUGUUACUACGGCAUCAAGAAAAGCAUCAUCUGGACCGAGUGCGCGUAAACCCGAAGUUCCGACUCGACACCGGGAGGAUCCGGACCAGGAGUCCGAGUGAAGAGCCAGAGCUGACCCGCGGUGACGAGAUGGGGGUUUUCAGUCGACAGAAGUUUUUUGAGGAGCUUGCUCAGGGCUGCCUGCUGCCCACAGCUCAGCAGGGCCUGGAGCAGGUUUGGCAGCUGCUGCUGAUGUGCUUACUGUGUCGCCUCCUCUGGAUGCUGGGACUCCCCUCCUUCAUCAAACACCUGAGUACAGUGGCGGCAGGCUUCUACACACUCUACUUGUUCUUUGAGCUGCAUAUGAUCUGGGUGGUGCUGCUCAGCCUCCUCUGCUACCUCUUCUUAUUUUUGUGCCGACACUCGACUAUGAGAGGCACGUUUCUAUCCAUCACUGUGCUUAUCUACCUUCUACUGGGGGAGCUCCACAUGAUGGAUGCAACCAAUUGGCACAAAAUGAGAGGUUCACAGAUGGUGGUUGCCAUGAAAGCGAUUUCUCUCGCCUUUGAUUUGGACAGAGGUGUUGUUGCUAGUGUCCCAUCACCAAUUGAGUUCAUGGGUUACAUUUACUUUGUGGGGACUAUUGUGUUUGGUCCCUGGAUCAGCUUCAAUAGCUACAAAGAAACUUUGGAGGGCCGUAAGCUGAGUUUAUCAUGGCUUUUCAAAGCGUUGUUCAGCUGGGUGAGGAGCCAAAUGUGUCUUUGUGUUUCCAACUGUGUGGCUCCGUACCUCUUCCCUUAUUUCAUACCCGUGUUUGGAGACAAACUACUGCGGAGCAAAAAGAGGAGAAAAAUACGAGGAACAGUGACCAAGUGGCUUCUGGCCUACGAGAACACACUGUCCUUCCACUUCAGCAACUACUUUGUGGGAUACUUGAGCGAAACGACUGCUACACUCGCAGGAGCAGGUUUUACAGAAGAAAAGGAACAUUUGAAAUGGGAUCUGGCCGUAUCCAAACCUUUGAACAUUGAGUUUCCUCGAUCAACUGUAGAAGUGGUUACCUCAUGGAACACACCACUGUCCAGCUUUCUGCACACCUAUGUUUUUAAAAGCGCUCUUAAGUUUGGAACCUUUACCGCAGUCAUGAUAACAUACACUGCGUGUGCACUCUUACAUGGCUUGAGUUUUCAUCUUUGUGCUGUUCUAAUAUCUCUGGGUUUCAUUACAUACGUUGAACAUGUAUUACGGAAAAAACUGGGAGAUGUGCUAAAUGCUUGUAUAUUGUCAAAGAAGUGCCAACCAAACUGCCCACACAAGAAUAAAAAUAGCCUCUGGGUGCAUGUGAUAAACGUGACUUUCAGUGCUUUGGCCGUUCUUCACAUGACGUACCUGGGCUCGGUCUUCAACUCCAGUGUGGACUUCACGGAAGAGGAGGAAGAGGACGACAUCACCCAUCACACCAUCCAGCGCUGGUCUGGACUGAGCUGGACAAGCCACUGGUUGACAUUUGGGUGCUGGACUUUGUAUCGCAUCAUUCUGUAA
This is a messenger RNA of Knipowitschia caucasica, 2751 nucleotides long. The record is from the annotation of a GenBank genome assembly. Lineage: Eukaryota; Metazoa; Chordata; Actinopteri; Gobiiformes; Gobiidae.